This is a messenger RNA of Brassica rapa (field mustard), 975 nucleotides long. Its product is annotated as ribosomal protein S2, mitochondrial. NCBI's taxonomy places the organism in Eukaryota, Viridiplantae, Streptophyta, Magnoliopsida, Brassicales, Brassicaceae. The record is from RefSeq and is a predicted model, not a curated record. Gene Ontology annotation, molecular function: structural constituent of ribosome. Gene Ontology annotation, biological process: translation. Gene Ontology annotation, cellular component: ribosome; mitochondrial small ribosomal subunit.
ACAAAAAUCCGAUCCGAACCCGAUCGAAAACCGAUUAUCCGGGCCUUUAUUCAUCAUUUCUUCACCAGAUGAUCUGGUCCAGAUCUAAUCCAAUCCGUGAUUAAACAAACCCCUAGAAACCUCUCUCUCUCCGGCACCUUUCUCCGAUCAAACCAAUGACGCUCCACGCCGCGGUAAUCCAGAAGCUCCUCAACACCGGCUCCCACCUCGGCCGCCGCGCGGCCGAGCACCAUUUCAAGCAAUACGCCUACGGGACCCGCAACGGGAUGACCAUCAUCGACUCCGACAAAACCCUGAUCUGCCUCCGCAGCGCCGCGAGCUUCGUCGCCAACCUCGCCCGCACCAAGGGGAACAUCUUCUUCGUCAACACGAACCCUCUCUUCGACGAGAUCGUCGAGCUCACCUCGCGCCGCAUCCAGGGCGACGCGUACAACCACAACCGCUCGACGAAUCUCUGGAAGAUGGGAGGGUUCUUGACGAACAGCUACAGCCCCAAGAAGUUUCGGUCCAGGCACAAGAAGCUCUGCUUUGGGCCCACGACGAUGCCUGAUUGCGUUGUGGUGUUUGAUGCCGAGAGGAAGAGCUCGGUGGUGUUGGAGGCGGCGAAGCUUCAGAUUCCCGUGGUGGCGAUUGUGGAUCCGAAUGUGCCGUUGGAGUUCUUUGAGAAGAUUACGUAUCCUGUGCCUGCGCGUGACUCGGUGAAGUUUGUGUAUUUGUUUUGUAAUGUGAUUACUAAGUGCUUUGUGGCGGAGCAGAUGAAGAUGGGGAUCACUGCUUGAUUGAUUGGUUAUGAGUAACAAAGUUUGAAACUUUUUUUUUAGUAUUGAAUAAGUGUUCUUCAGAAUUUGAAGUUCUCACAUUUGAAUGAUUUUGCUGAAAGAUUGUUCAUUUCUUGGGAAUGCUAUAUAGAUUAUUUGUAAGAGACAUGUUAGGAUUGGUCUAGGAAGUUUUGUAUUUAGCUUAUUCCCUCUGCAA